CCGCCAGGGGGCGCUGCGGCGGGGCGCGGUGACGUGAGCGGGGCGGGCUGGCGCGCGGCGGAAGAUGCUGAGCCGGCUGCAGGAGCUGCGCAGGGAGGAGGAGACGCUGCUGCGCGUGAAGGCGGCGCUGCGCGAGCAGCUCACGCGGCUCAGGGUGGAGGAGCUGGCCCUGCAGUCCAUGAUCCGGUCCAGAGAGGAGAAUGGGACCGUCCCUUCCUCCACAGCAGCAGAGGAGGUUCAGAAGACUCUUGGGCAGAUGGACAACGAGGCUGCCAUCAACCAAACCGAGUUACACUUAAGUCUUCAAGAUCAUGGAGAGGAGGAAGAGGAGGAGGAAUCAGAUUCUUGACGGAAGAAAACCUGAGAUGGUUUUCAUACAGACUCAGGAGUUUCUGCCUCAUUCAAACUCACCAUUUUGUCCUGUGCACAGAUACAAACUGCAGGACACGCAGGACAUGAGGUCUGGUGCAGUUACACUUGAACAUGCAAAUGUCAUGUCAUAGACAUUAAAAGAAUGAACAUUUGCCGUACAAACAUGUAGCGUAAUCCCUUCCCUAUUUAAAACCUAAUGUAGCUUACUGCAUCCGUGGCUGGGGCUUGGGAAAGUCAUUGAGUCAGACUAAUUUAACAUGUAUUGUGACCAGCAAGUUUGUUCUUAUUUCCUGAUGCUGAGAAAUGAAACCAGGCCACAGAGGCUGGUGCUGA
Pezoporus flaviventris is the source of this 705-nucleotide messenger RNA. It is a transcript of the gene SNAPC5, whose product is annotated as small nuclear RNA activating complex polypeptide 5. The coding region runs from base 65 to 349 and encodes 94 amino acids. The record is from RefSeq and is a predicted model, not a curated record. The transcript has 3 exons. Gene Ontology annotation, biological process: transcription by RNA polymerase II; transcription initiation at RNA polymerase III promoter. Gene Ontology annotation, cellular component: nucleus. Lineage: Eukaryota; Metazoa; Chordata; Aves; Psittaciformes; Psittacidae.